AUGAGUGGGAAGUCUUCCCACAAUUUAAACUCAGUUGAGAAUGGCCAAAACGAAGGAAAGAUACGAAAAUUUUUAUCAAAUGGCACGGCAAUAAGCGACCCGCUUCAAGAUGACAACAGGUCUUUGGGUUCUACGACAGAUGAGGAAGACUUCUGGGCGUCAAUAUCAGCAAACGAAAGAUCUGUGAAACUUCUUUCCAAUCACAGAAAGGGCUCGCUUGCCUUAAAUCAAAUUUUAUUGGACCUCAAAAGUGAAAAAAACCAGCCGGAGGAGUAUGAUGAAUACGCAGACGUUGAUGUGAAGGCUAUUGCUGCUGCCAUUUCAGAAGAACUUGAGGGUGACGAUUCUGAGCACGACAGUGAUUCCAGUGGUUCAGGUACUGUCUCUGAGGGUUCGGAUUUGGACGAUGAUUCUUCGGACGAAGAAUCGGAACAUGAAGUGUUUGACUUUGAAAAUCACAUCAACAAACUUGUCAAACGCGAGAAUAAGAGCGAAAGUGCUAGUGAUAACGACAGUGAUUCGGAUGGAAACGAAAGCGUUAAUUCAGACAAAGUCUUUAAAAAGGCUGUUCAAAAAGCCAUGAAGAAAAUGAAACGAGAGCGAUCUGAGGAAAUAGUAGAAUCCGACUUAGAGUCAGCGAAAACUUCUCUCAAAGAGUCAGAAACCGAAGAUUCUUCGACCAGUGAAGAUCAGUCUGCCUCGGAAGCAAGUGAUACAGAGGAAGAAAACGAAAAUGCGUACAAGUUUCAGUAUCUAGCGCGAAUGCUGGAAGCAAAUAAGGUGCAGAAUCUACGGUGGCCAUUAUCAAAUUUGUAUGUCAAAGAGCUCGAACAAGAUCCUGGGAUGCCCUUAUCAGAUCUAGAGGAAUCUUUACCCUCCUACAGAUCGACUGUUGCGACCGCAUUUCAUCCUGGCCGAGAGAGAAACGUGAUGCUCGGUCGAGUAUGGUGGGUGGAAUGGUGGGCCAAAGAUGAUUCCCGCGUGGGAAAAUACCCAGAUAAAUCCUAUUUAUUGUAA
Porites evermanni is the source of this 1017-nucleotide messenger RNA. The record is from the annotation of a GenBank genome assembly. Lineage: Eukaryota; Metazoa; Cnidaria; Anthozoa; Scleractinia; Poritidae.